ACCGGAAUGAAAUCAUUGGUUCUUUCCGCAUGUCUGCUGAUGUAACGAUAUGCCGGUUGCAAAGGGGAAACUGGCUUUUCCUACGAAACUCGGGCGUAUGCAUUGCUAAGGCAGUCCACAUUGGAUACACGAACCUUCAUGCUGUCUUAUAAACUCUACAGCAUACGAUUCAACGUUGGAUAAUCAAAGUGUAACUGAGGGACUUAGCUAGCUAGGCAAAUAGUGUUAAAAUAGAUAAUGGGCGAGGAAAUGAACGAGAACAUGAUCAACACAAAUGGUGCUGCUAACAGCAUGGGGGAUGUGAAUCACACCGCAGAAAAGACAACAGAGAGCGAUGUGAAAUACUACACAUUGGAAGAAAUAAAAGCUCAAAAUAUGAGCAAGGACACAUGGCUUAUCAUCCACGAUAAAGUGUAUAACAUCACCAGUUUCUUGGCGGAGCAUCCAGGAGGAGAGGAGGUUCUGGUGGAGCAGGCAGGUGCAGAUGCCACAGAGAGCUUCGAGGAUGUUGGUCACUCUACAGAUGCCAGAGAGUUGCUUAUCCAGUACUACAUUGGGGAGCUCCAUAUGGAUGACCGGAAGAAGGACGGCACAAAGGAAGAAUUCAUUACAACAGGAGAUGGCUCCAGCUCGUGGACCACAUGGUUGAUACCUGCCAUAGCUGCAGUUGUUGUGGGUAUCAUGUAUCGAUACUACAUGCUGGAGCGCAAGUCUUCCUGAGCCCUGACGCUGUCGUCGCUUCUCAUUCUUUCUGUCUGGAGGCCUUGAUAUGUUUGACCAAACCCCCCUUGCAUUGAACGUACACAACUUUUCAGAGGUGUCCCACUCAACUCAUACAGUGCCCUCACCUUGAAGGAAAGGGAGGGAAAGGAUAAAACAAUCCCCUUGCCCCUCUGCUUUCUUUUCUAGACCUCACCCAACAGGCUGUGGGGUGAGAUGCAUCUGGAAACUUUCUCCCCUUAGUCUCUAAAUUGUUUUCUAAUCUAUUCAUAUUAUUUACGCACUCUGCCUUUUGAUACUUAUUGUGUGGUGUCUUUUUAAGUUAGUUAUUCAUAUGCAAGUGAUCUCAACUGUAAUGUAUAUCUGCAAACUCUUGUCGCUAUCUGCUUUGUGGGACUGUGUGGUGUCUUUUUAAGUUAGUUAUUCAUAUGCAAGUGAUCUCAACUGUAAUGUAUAUCUGCAAACUCUUGUCGCUAUCUGCUUUGUGGGACUUGUACAGUGAGCUCCAAAAGUAUUGGGACAGUGAUUUUUGUUGUUGUUUUGGCUCUACUCCAGCACUUUAGAUUUUAAAUGAUACAAUGAGUAUGUGGUUAAGGUGCAGACUGUCAGGGUGUUUUCAUCCAUAUCGGGUGAACUGUUUAGAAAUUAAAACACUUUUUGUACAUAGUCCCCCCAUUUUAGGAGACCAAAUGGGACAAAUUCACUUGUGUAUUAAAGUUGUAGAAAGUGAAGUAUUUGGUCCCAUAUUCAUAGCACGCAAUGACUACAUUAAGGUUGUGAUUCUACAAAUUUGUUGGAUGCAUUUGUUUGUUUUGGUUGUGUAUCAGAUUAUUUUGUACCCAAUAGGGAUGAAUGGUAUAUAGUGUAUUAUUGUGCAAUUUCGGAGUCACUUUUAUUGUAAAUAAGAAUAUAAUACGUUUCUAAACACUUCUACAUUAAUGUGAAUGCUACCAUGAUUACGGAUAAUUCUCAUUGAAUCGUGAAUGAGUGAGAAAUACAUAUUUUACCCCCAAGACAUGCUAACCUCUCACCAUUAGAAUAACGGGAGGUUAGCAUUUUGGGGGGCGAUAUAUUUGUGCAUCUAACUUUCUCAUCAUUAUUCACAAUUCAUUCAGGAUUAUCCAUAGUCAUGAUAGCAUCCACAUUAAUGGAUGCUAUCAUGGGCACAAAAUAAUCUGAAACACAACCAAAACAAACAAAGCAAAGCAACAAAGCAAAUGCAUCCAACACAUUUGUCCCAAUACUUUUAGUCCCCUAAAAUGGGGGGAGACUAUGUAUAACAAACGUCUACACUUUAACCUCAUAGUCCUUAGCAUUUAAAAAAAAAAAGAAAAAUUGGGACUUUGCUGUCCCAAAACUUUUAGAGCUCUCUGUAUUUCUCUCUUGUUUGUUCAGACAUGUUUAGUGGCUAACCCCACCAUCUCUAUGCUAUAGGUCUAGGAAGUAUAAAUAUAUUUGUGUGUAGUAGAGCAUGGCAACCUAUGGGGUUAUGGGGUCAUAUCUAUAAGAAUGAAUGCUGUUUUCUUACACUGAGAAAUCUGAUUAGCAUGUUUUUUUAGUUUAGGUUAAGUUGCAUACUCCUCAUGAGUCUUAAUUCUCCUCAGACUGCUGCCCAGUAUUUCAUAUCUGGUGACUGAAUAACAUAGGAAAAGCUAUCGGUUUGCUUGAGAAUAGAUUGUCAUGCAAUUUGUCAUUUCAAACUUUAAAAAGUAUAAUUGAUUUGAACCAAUGACUUGAUUGAACAGUAUGCCUCAUAGUUAAAGUACAUCAUUUAUGUUCAGCCAUUAAUUGCGUUGCAUGCAUGCAUCGACUGAUUGAGUAGGCCUCGUUCUCGGAAUAUCUAUAUUUUGCCUUACAAAGGCUCCACGCCAUGUAUAUUCUCUUGAUGUGGUAUUGAUAAGUUAAAUUGAUAUUAUUUAAAAGUGAAAUGUACUUAUCCCCAACUCCCCCUUUUCUAGUUACUUUUAAGCAUUUAUUUAAGCAUUUAUUUUGGUGAUACUAUGCUUUAAAAAACAUUAAGUAUGAGAUCAUUGGUGUGUGUUAUAUAUAUUAUAACCUGGAUUAAUUCUAUUGCAUUACACACAUUGUGCAGGAUAUAUUUUUGUCUCUUCCUAUGCACAUCCAUUAGCAAUUAAAAAAUACUGCCCUAUGUAGUGAGUGUUGUUGAAUUCUAAUGAUUGGACUAAAAUUGUACUCUUGAAGGCAUAAAACCCUUUUAUAUUCG
Messenger RNA from Oncorhynchus mykiss (rainbow trout), 2944 nucleotides. RefSeq names its product cytochrome b5. NCBI's taxonomy places the organism in Eukaryota, Metazoa, Chordata, Actinopteri, Salmoniformes, Salmonidae. Gene Ontology annotation, molecular function: heme binding. The record is from RefSeq and is a predicted model, not a curated record. Gene Ontology annotation, cellular component: intracellular membrane-bounded organelle; membrane.